Molecule: messenger RNA, 2055 nt
Organism: Pimephales promelas (fathead minnow)
Lineage: Eukaryota; Metazoa; Chordata; Actinopteri; Cypriniformes; Leuciscidae
Gene: cdk5r2b
Product: cyclin dependent kinase 5, regulatory subunit 2b (p39)
Biological process (GO): axon guidance; brain development
Cellular component (GO): growth cone; cytoplasm; protein kinase 5 complex
Molecular function (GO): cyclin-dependent protein serine/threonine kinase activator activity; protein kinase binding
Source: RefSeq, a predicted model, not a curated record
UUGGUGCUUUAGACUGCCAUUCGUCUUCUGUAGCCCGGAGGUUGGCUAAUUACAAAGACACGAUGGGAUAAUCCCGGUUAACAGAAGCUGAUGUCAGAUUGGUUAGGCUUACCACAAAUCUCCUCUGGUUGAGGCUGGCAAUGCGGGGCUGGCUUGCAGUCACUAUUGCAGAAGUGGAGGGAGUGUCUGACUGCUCUGGAAUUUCCUUUAUGAUGGUCUGUCAGUCCACCUGCUAACCUGCCUGUUUUACUCACCAAAUGGAUUUGCACUUGUGAUUUGAUACGCUCAAGCUCUAUUGCGACGUCUCCGCGCGCGCAGGGCCGUGUCAUAACAUUUGUGUCGCGCGCUCGGCAAUAUGGGUACCGUGUUAUCUGUAUCCCCUAUAGUGACUAAAGGGGCCAUUCUGGAAGAUGGAGAAGACGAAGCCAAUGGGAAAAGCCUUAAAAAGCAGUCAGUAGUCGUGUCCAUGCUCACAUUUAAGCGGCUAGUGACUGCAUCGGGUAAGAAAAAAUGCGCCAAGAAAGUAAAUCCGAAUCUUGCUCCGAUGCCAGAGAGCAGUCAGGUCGAAAAUCUAAACCAGGAGAACUUCAGGAAAUCGCAACAAUCGACCGAGCGGAAAACGAAAAAUGGACCUCUUGCGGUGCCCAUCCCCACGGUUCCUCCCCUUCUGGAUCAGAAUCAGGACCAGCUCAAUCCAGCGCCGAAGCAACUGGUGUCGGUUCAGAAGCAGUCCAGCAACCGGUCGCUCCUCUCGCCACGGCGCGUGAUCGUCCAGGCCUCCACCGGCGAGCUGCUCCGUUGCUUGGGUGAAUUCCUGUGCAAACGGUGCAGAAAAGUCAAGGAACUAACCUCAAAUGAGGUCAUCCUUUGGUUCCGCAACGUGGACAGGACUCUGCUGUUGCAGGGCUGGCAGGACCACGGGUUCAUCACGCCAGCCAACCUGGUGUUCGUCUAUCUGCUCGUUAGGGAAACUGUAACCGAUGUUGUUGACAAUGCACGUGAACUCCACGGGACCUUUCUGACCUGCCUCUAUCUGGCGUAUUCCUACAUCGGAAACGAAAUCUCGUAUCCUCUCAAGCCCUUCAUGGUCGACGCCAAUGCGGACGCGUUUUUUGAACGGUCGUUAGAUGUCAUCAAUAAACUAAGCGGGAAAAUGCUGCAGAUUAACAUGGAUCCGCACUUUUUCACAGAGGUUUUCCAAGACUUAAAAAACGAAGGAGAUUAUAAGAAGGAUGGAAGCGAACUGGACCGCUGACUGUGAUCGAAAUCCAAGCAGAGAUCAAUUACUACUAAUUUAUUGGAUUGUAACUGUGAUCAGCUCUGCUUGAGUGACUGUUGCGUUGCGCCACGAGCCAAUUUAUCAAUAUAAUAGCCGGUUUAUGACACGGUUUUGUUGGCUUUGUUUUAACAGUAUUAAAUGGUGAUUUAUAACAUGGCGACGCCGGUUUAGCUAAUGCAUGUCAUAGAUUUGUAUCUGUUGCUUCACAGUCUUACAUAAAAACGGAAAGGACAAAUUAACGUUUAUUCUAUCUAAUUGUCGCUCUCAGCUGUCAUUACUAAGGCUAUCUGAGUAACUCCACUAUCCUCCUGAGACCCAAAGAAAAGGUUUAUUCUUUUGGGCAGGCUAUUUAGCCUAUGUGUUUGGUGUAUAACAUCGGUGUAUAAGCCUACUAUUAAUAUUUUUAUGAAUUGUCAUAUUUUUCUCAAAACACAGUGGACAAGUGGGUCUCAAGAGGAUAAACCUACAUUUGAAGAGAUGCGAAUGGAACUAUCCAAGGUGCUGACGUGACUUACAUGUGCUCAUGUUGCACUGUUGAUAGAUGCCAUUCUGAAUGUGAACCUUGAAAACGUUUUCUCUUCACUGAGAUUUUCUAUGUGCCAAUCCAUGUGUGAUAGGAAACUACAGUUUUUUUAUUAUUAUAUUCACAAUGAUUUUAGGGAAAAAUGGGCAGAUCUUGCUUGGAGAUUAUUUUAUUUUUUGACAUGAUUCUUCAGUGCUCUUGCUUGAAUUCUUGCUAAAUAAAACACAGUCAGACUAGUUUUGUUGAUUGAUAA